Messenger RNA from Blepharisma stoltei, 1588 nucleotides. NCBI's taxonomy places the organism in Eukaryota, Ciliophora, Heterotrichea, Heterotrichida, Blepharismidae. The record is from the annotation of a GenBank genome assembly.
AUGGGUAGGACACGACCACAAAUAAGCUACAAUGAGGUUUAUUGUCUGAAACGCGGGCAUGUGCUUUUUAAGCCAAAACAUAUCAAAUCUAAAGACAAAUUGCUAUUAAAAUAUAAAAACACAAGAAAAUGCAAGAAGGAACCUAAAAGAGCAAAGCUAAUUAAGCCACUGCUAUUAAAAUCAGCAAGAAAAAAUGUGAAUCAAUGCUUGCAAUCCAAUGGAAAAUUGCUCUUUGCUUGGAAUGGCAAUAUUGUAAAGCUAAACUUAAAAUCUAUGAAAACGGUCCAGAAAAAUUCUUCUCUAAACCUCACAUACCCUGGAGGAGUAGUUAUGUGCGCAAUUCCAGAUCAAAAAUUUUUUUGCGUUGACUGUAGGAGAGGAAAUAGUUUUAAAUAUGACAUCUAAGUAAGGGCUUCGCUCCCAGCUGUAGCUUCGAGCACAUAUUUAAAGUAUAUUGCAUGCUUUACCAUGCAAGAAAUGGGCAGCAAUGCUAGCUAAACAAUGCCAUGGUAUCGGAGCCUAGCUCACUUCCGAGUUGGGUUUUACCUCGAAGGAAGGGGAGGUUUGGGGUUGGAAAGGGAAAUCUAUCAAGUCCGCUUCUAUGCAGAGACCAAUUGGGCUAAUCCCUAGCAUAUGCAGGAAGUUACGCCCUGAGCACGAACUUUUCUUUUUGCUGAGGAUUCCAUUUUUGGUAUUUCUGUGCGACAUACUUCAUUGCCUAAGCAUAAACAGCUACCCAUAUAGUCUGCCCACUUAGAAUUUUAUCCACAAGUCAAGGAGCAAAGAGAAGGCGCAAGAGGAAGAGUGAAGACUUCAGAUAUCCCAUAGCGCCACAGGCCAAAGGAUGGUCUCGAUCCUUUUCUAGCUGAGGAGUGAUCCCAAUCCAAACCUAGCUUGAUCGAUCGCGUCACAAAACUAUUGAUGAACCCUUAUGCGUCGUUGGAGACUGUGUUACCAAUAGGCGGAAGCCAACCUAAAAUAAGGGCAAGACUGUUGGGGAGGAUCAAUACUCGUCUUUGACAUAAAACUCAACAUUUCUAUAAGAAAGAGUGUAAAGCCAAGGCUAUGAGGCACAAUUAUUUAUCUUAAUGGAUUAAUUUACGAAUUUUUAGAUAUGAACAAAACUUAUUGAGCACUAAAAAUGUAUGACUUAAAGACUAAUAGGCACAAAAAAGUAGCGCUUAUCAAAUGUGAUGGUUGCAGUAUUGGCGUCGUUCGCGCUGUUUGCGCUGUUUUUGAAGAAAAAAUUGCUUUUACAGCAAAUGGAAGUGUCAGAAUUUUUGACCCUUUUUGCAAUAGUUGUUCAGAGGUAUUGAAAUUAGAUCAGCAAUGAUACUUUACCCUUUUAGUUGCAAAUGAUAAAUUGUAUUGCAUUCAAUCUCAUGGCCAUGUAUUUGAAAGCAUCGCGAUAGACUUCACGCAGUGGAUUUGUAUUGGGAGAAACACAAUUUGCUAUGGCAUUUAUGGGCUGCCAUUAUAUUCGUUAUAUGAUGGCUCGAUAUAUUUUGUUGGCGCCCCAGUAAAUCCUUCUUUGUAUGAGUUCAAUCUAAAAACUCGAAAAAUUGUGUUUAUUGAUCAUUUAUUUUAA